Molecule: messenger RNA, 2473 nt
Organism: Cynoglossus semilaevis (tongue sole)
Lineage: Eukaryota; Metazoa; Chordata; Actinopteri; Pleuronectiformes; Cynoglossidae
Gene: papolg
Product: poly(A) polymerase gamma
Exons: 20
Coding region: 370-2271 (633 amino acids)
Biological process (GO): RNA 3'-end processing
Cellular component (GO): nucleus
Molecular function (GO): poly(A) RNA polymerase activity; RNA binding
Source: RefSeq, a predicted model, not a curated record
UGUGGCCUAGCCAGGAGGCGCCUCCCAGGUGCUGAGCGUGUUGCGCGCCGGUUGUCCUGUAGUUUUGAAUAAAAAAAAACACACGUCCUUUACUGCAGCCGGACUAUUGUUUAGCUGGGGUCCAUCCACAGCCGCAGAUGCGUUUUGUAAACCCAGUUGGAUAUGAUUAUUUUUUCCGCUUUUCGGAUUUGUUCGUUAUCUUCUAACAAGAAGUGAUUCCGGGUCAGCGUGAGGUUUGAACGGUUCUCUCUGUGGAAAGUAACCAUUGUUGUAAUCAGGUCGAGGCUGUUUUCAUUUUCACUCACCCAUUCUGUUUAGUUUUUUGGGGGGAUUAUACCUGAAAAAUCUGGACAGCCCCUUCAGAGUGUCAUGAAAGAGAUGUCAAGCAACAUGCCUGGUGGGCAGCAGCCUCAGAAACAUUAUGGCAUCACCUCUGCCAUUAGCCUCGCUCCUCCAAGAGAAAUUGACCACCAGUACACCAAGAAGCUUUGUGAUGCAAUGAAACCGUUUGGGGUAUUUGAAGAUGAAGAGGAGCUGAACCAUCGACUUGCAGUUCUUGGGAAGUUAAAUAACUUUGUCAAAGAGUGGAUCGCAGAGAUUAGUGAAUUAAAGAAUCUUCCACCAUCAGCCAUUAGCUGUGUUGGGGGCAAGAUAUUUACAUUUGGUUCAUAUCGUCUUGGAGUUCACACUAAAGGGGCUGAUAUUGAUGCCUUGUGUGUGGCUCCACGUCACGUAGAAAGAAGUGACUUUUUCCAGUCGUUCUUUGAGAAAUUAAAACAGCACGAAGAAAUCAAAGACCUGAGGGCUGUUGAAGAUGCUUUUGUACCUGUGAUAAAAUUCAAGUUUGAUGGCAUUGAGAUUGACCUGCUUUUUGCCAGACUGGCCUUACAAUCCAUUCCAGACAACCUAGACCUCAGAGGAGACUCUAUCCUGAGAAAUCUGGACAUUCGCUGUAUCCGCAGCCUUAAUGGAUGUCGAGUGACAGACGAAAUUUUGUACCUGGUGCCAAACAAAGAAAACUUCAGGUUGACCUUGAGAGCUAUCAAACUGUGGGCAAAACGUCGUGGGAUCUACUCCAACAUGCUGGGUUUCCUGGGUGGAGUGUCGUGGGCUAUGCUCGUGGCCCGGACCUGCCAGCUCUACCCUAACGCUGUGGCUGCCACACUCGUACACAAGUUCUUCCUGGUCUUCUCCAAAUGGGAGUGGCCAAAUCCUGUGUUACUGAAACAGCCCGAGGACAGUAACCUGAAUUUACCAGUGUGGGACCCCAGAGUCAAUCCGUCCGACAGGUAUCACCUGAUGCCCAUCAUUACACCUGCCUAUCCUCAGCAAAACUCCACCUACAACGUCUCCACGUCGACGCGCACCAUCAUGAGUGAGGAGUUCAAAUAUGGCCUCAGCAUCACAGACGAGAUUCUCCAAGGGAAGGCAGAGUGGUCCAAGCUGUUCGAGCCCCCAAACUUUUUCCAGAAAUACAAACAUUACAUAGUCCUCACUGCCAGUGCAUCCACGGAAGAAAACCACUUAGAAUGGAUUGGUCUGGUGGAGUCCAAGAUCCGUGUUCUUGUGGGAAACCUGGAGAGGAACGAGUACAUCACGUUGGCCCACGUCAAUCCCCAGUCCUUCCCAGGGUCCAAGGAAAACCGCAACGAGAACGACUUUGUGUCCAUGUGGUUCAUCGGGAUCAUCUUCAAGAAAGUGGAGAAUGCUGAGAGUGUGAACAUUGACCUGACGUACGACAUCCAGUCCUUCACAGACACUGUGUACAGACAAGCUAACAACAUCAACAUGCUGAAGGACGGGAUGAGAAUCGAAGCGACGCACGUGAGGAAGAAACAGCUCCAUCAGUAUCUCCCUCCUGAGGUGGUGCAGAGGAAGAAGAGGAGCAUAGCAGAGUUGAACCGCAGCUCCAACGGUGGGAGCUCCAAGCGGAUCUCUCUGGACAGCAGUCACCUGGACAGUUCCAGGGACACGGACUCUGGGACGCCGUUCAGCUCCCCCACCAACAAACCUUUAAAACCCACAUCAGACACUGACGACAGCGUCAGUCCUCCUAAACAGCUUUUUGUAGAAGUUUCCCCGAUGGCCAGUGCAGCAGAAGCAACACCACCAGCAGCAGCAGCAUCAGCAUCAUCAUCAUCGGCGGCAGGAGCAGGAGCCAGAGUCUGCUGCCACAGACCAGGGCAUGUCGAUCCCUGUCAUUGGCUCCAAACCUCCAGUGAAAGCCAGGCCUCCCUCCCCACCAGCCAGCAGCAGCAGCGUGAACCCUAAUGCCACCAGCAGCCCCAAAGAGGAGCCCAACGGACUGGAGGACUCCGUCAACGGAGCUCCUGCCAAGAGACCACAUUCACCCACACAAGAGGACGUGGCCAAGAGGCACAAAGACGCAGAGGUGGUGUCCAACGACGACUCCAUAUUUAAGGAGCCGUAUCCACCCAGCUCUGACUCCUUUGUACAAGGAGAUGGACCCAAU